AUGUCUCAACAGAAGUCCGCUAUCAUCUCUGUCUAUGACAAGACUGGUUUGCUUGACCUGGCCAAGGGCCUUGUCAAGCAGGAUGUCCGUAUUCUUGCCUCUGGCGGUACUGCUAAGAUGAUCCGCGAGGCCGGUUUCCCCGUCGAGGACGUCUCUGCCAUCACCCACGCGCCCGAGAUGCUGGGUGGUCGUGUCAAGACCCUCCACCCCGCUGUCCAUGGUGGUAUCCUUGCCCGCGACAUCGAAUCCGACGAGAAAGACCUCGCCGAGCAGAAGAUCGCCAAGGUUGACUUUGUCGUUUGCAACCUGUACCCCUUCAAGGAGACCGUCGCCAAGGUGAACGUCACCAUUGACGAGGCCGUCGAGGAGAUCGAUAUCGGUGGUGUCACUCUGCUCCGCGCCGCGGCCAAGAACCACAAGCGUGUGACCAUUCUGUCGGACCCCACUGAUUACCCCGAGUUCCUCAAGGAGCUCGAGACUGGGGCCAUUAACGAGGCGAGCCGCAAGCAGUAUGCCCUCAAGGCCUUCGAGCAGACCGCCGACUACGACUCCGCCAUCUCUGGCUUCUUCCGUAAGGAGUACGCUGGCAAUGGACUGCAGCAGCUCUCUCUGCGCUACGGCACAAACCCCCACCAGAAGCCCGCUUCUGCUUUCAUGUCCCAGGGCAAGCUGCCCCUCAAGGUGCUCAACGGCUCCCCUGGCUACGUCAACCUGCUCGAUGCUCUUAACGCCUGGCCUCUGGUCAAGGAGCUUAAGCAGGCUCUCGGCUUCCCCGCCGCCGCUUCCUUCAAGCACGUCUCCCCGGCUGGUGCUGCCAUCGGUGUUCCCCUGAACGAGAAGGAGCGCAAGGUUUACAUGGUUGACGACAUCAAGGGCAUUGAGUCCUCUGGUCUGGCUCAGGCUUACGCCCGUGCCCGAGGUGCCGACCGCAUGUCCAGCUUCGGUGAUAUCCUCGCCCUCAGCGACAUCGUUGACACUCCCACCGCCAAGAUCAUCUCCCGCGAGGUCUCCGACGGUGUCAUUGCCGCUGGCUACGAGCCCGAGGCUCUGGAGAUCCUGUCCAAGAAGAAGGGCGGCAAGUACCUCGUUCUCCAGAUGGACGAAGACUACACUCCCGCUCCCGAGGAGACCCGUACCCUGUACGGCGUGCAGCUGACCCAGCACCGCAACGACGUUGUCAUCUCCCCCAGCAAGACCUUCAACACCAUCAUCACCCCCAAGGACUCCCCCGCUCUGCCCGAGGCCGCCCUCCGCGACAUGACCGUUGCCACCAUCGCUCUGAAGUAUACCCAGUCUAACUCGGUCUGCUACGCCCUCAAUGGCCAGAUCAUUGGUCUCGGCGCUGGCCAGCAGAGCCGUAUCCACUGCACCCGUCUUGCCGGCGACAAGGCCGACAACUGGUGGAUGCGCUUCCACGACCGUGUCAUCAACAUCAAGUGGAAGCAGGGCACCAAGCGCGCCGACAAGAGCAAUGCCAUUGACCUGCUUUGCUCUGGCCAGACCCCUCGCACUGAUGCCGAGACCGUCGAGUAUGAGCGUGUCUUCGAGGAGGUUCCCGCUCCCUUCACCCAGGAGGAGCGUGAUGCGUGGUUGUCCAAGCUGAGUGAGGUUGCUGUUUCUUCCGACGCUUUCUUCCCCUUCAUCGACAAUGUCUUCCGCGCUGCCCGCUCUGGUGUCAAGUACAUUGCCGCCCCCACCGGCAGCCAGAACGACACCCCGGUCUUCGAGACCGCCGAGAAGUUGGGCAUCACCUUCGUCCAGCAGGGUAUCCGUCUGUUCCACCACUAG
Molecule: messenger RNA, 1788 nt
Organism: Penicillium maclennaniae
Lineage: Eukaryota; Fungi; Ascomycota; Eurotiomycetes; Eurotiales; Aspergillaceae
Product: phosphoribosylaminoimidazolecarboxamide formyltransferase/IMP cyclohydrolase
Exons: 4
Coding region: 1-1788 (595 amino acids)
Biological process (GO): 'de novo' IMP biosynthetic process
Cellular component (GO): cytosol
Molecular function (GO): IMP cyclohydrolase activity; phosphoribosylaminoimidazolecarboxamide formyltransferase activity
Source: RefSeq, a predicted model, not a curated record